GUUCCGAUUUGGCCUGUCAUCCUGUGACGCAAGGAGUCCACCGUCGAGUUAUCUUCUUCUACACAUCAAAUACUUUUUCUAGAACUAGAUCCCAAGUACAUACAAGUAAAGCGGCAAAGCGGUCGAUGUCCUGAUCCUCUCAAAACCCUAAACCUUAAACCCCUCAAAAGGUUCCAAAACCCUAAAAACUCUCACCGCAAGAAAUCUCAAUUGGUGUUUUUUUUUUUUCUCUCUCUAGAGUAUUCGUCUGCUGGGGUCCGGGGAGAUGGAUAUGGAUACUAUUCGCUCGAACGCUGUCGUUUUGGAGGGCUUUCUCUGCUCUGUAGCGGUUGAGACGGCCAUUGUCGCUGCCAAGUCUCUUGCUUGCUCGCUCUUGAUGAUGGGCGUUUUGCCAAAUGGAAUUGAUGUCUUCCCCAAAGAGCCCGAUACAUUUGGCGGGUUUCCAGUCUCUGAGCUGCAUGCAGUGAAAAAACCUUGCCCCGAGAACAAAGAUGCCAGUGAAACAGAGGAUGAUGAAGAUGAGGAUGAUGACGAUGCUGCUGUAGAUGAAGAGGAUGGUGAUGGAGACAAUGACGAUGAUGAAUCUGGUGAUGAUGGUCAAGAUGAAGCGGAUCCUGAAGAUGAGCCUGUGGCCAAUGGGGAUGGUGGAAGCGAAGAUGAUGAUGAUGAUGACGAGGACGAUGAUGAUGAUGAUGAUGGGGAAGAAGAUGAAGAGGAUGAGGAAGAAGAAGAUGAAGAAGAUGAGGAAGAGGUGCCUCAGCCACCUGCGAAGAAGAGAAAAUAAAAGUGUGAAUUUUUUUUUUUUUUUUUUUUGACCUUUUUUCUUUUUCUUUUUUUUACUUUGGCAUCUUUUGUUGGAUUGUGGGGGGUGGAUUCUAAUAAACUUCAUUAUCUUUCUAAUUCUACAGCUCUAUUAUGCUACUU
This is a messenger RNA of Corylus avellana, 924 nucleotides long. RefSeq lists its product as uncharacterized. The record is from RefSeq and is a predicted model, not a curated record. Lineage: Eukaryota; Viridiplantae; Streptophyta; Magnoliopsida; Fagales; Betulaceae.